Messenger RNA from Mucor velutinosus, 5535 nucleotides. RefSeq names its product Telomerase reverse transcriptase (gene EST2). The record is from RefSeq and is a predicted model, not a curated record. The transcript has 9 exons. The coding region runs from base 1 to 5535 and encodes 1844 amino acids. NCBI's taxonomy places the organism in Eukaryota, Fungi, Mucoromycota, Mucoromycetes, Mucorales, Mucoraceae. Gene Ontology annotation, biological process: microtubule-based movement. Gene Ontology annotation, molecular function: ATP binding; microtubule motor activity; microtubule binding.
AUGAGUGGAAACAUCAAAGUUGUCGUGCGCUGUCGACCCCUGAACGCUAGAGAGAAGGCAAGAGGUGCGACAUGUCUGAUUCGCAUGGAUGGAAACCAGACCAUCAUUACAAAUAACAAAGCACCCAGCACCAACGCUAUCCAUCAGAAAAAGAAGCACCAGACAAAAGACGAAGACGACAAUGUCAAAGCAUUCACAUUUGAUAGAUCGUAUUGGUCUGCAGAUAAGAAUGAUGACCAGUAUGCAGACCAGGAACUAGUGUACAAUGACCUCGGAAGGGAGCUGUUGGAUCACGCAUUCGAUGGAUACAAUUGCUGUAUUUUUGCAUAUGGACAGACUGGAUCAGGCAAAUCGUAUUCUAUGAUGGGUUACGGAGAAGACAAAGGCAUUAUACCUCGCACAUGCUCCGAACUGUUUGAACGAAUAGCAGAUCUCACUAGCGAUGUUCUCAAAUUCCAAGUGGAAGUCUCCUACAUUGAGAUCUACAACGAAAAGGUACGCGAUCUUUUGAAUCCAGGCAACAAGGGCAACUUGAAGGUGCGAGAACACCCCACCAUUGGACCGUAUGUGGAGGACCUCUCUCGUCUCGUCGUGAAUUCGUUUGAAGAUAUCGAUCAUUUGAUGAGCGAGGGCAACAAGGCCAGAACAGUAGCAGCUACCAACAUGAAUGAAACAUCAUCUCGCUCCCAUGCAGUCUUCACUUUGUUUCUCACAUCCAAUCGAUUUGAGCAAGUUGCUAAUUUGAAUACGGAAAAAGCAGCCCGCAUCAGUUUAGUCGAUCUAGCUGGCAGUGAAAGAGCAAAUAGUACAGGCGCCACAGGCGCCAGACUGAAAGAGGGCGCCAACAUCAACAAGUCCCUGACCACGCUUGGAAAAGUCAUUGCGGCUUUGGCAGAACAGUCAUCGCAGCCCAACCACAAGAAAUCAUCGUCAGCCCAUAUUCCUUAUCGUGAUUCCGUACUGACAUGGCUGCUCAAAGACUCAUUGGGCGGUAACUCAAAGACUGCCAUGAUAGCAGCUAUCUCACCUGCUGACUACGACGAAACGCUCAGUACGUUACGAUAUGCAGAUCAAGCGAAACGCAUCAAGAACAAGGCUGUUGUCAACGAAGAUCCCAACGCCCGACUGAUACGAGAGCUGAAAGAGGAACUGCAGGCACUGCGUGAUACACUGAUGAUCUACGCCCCUGAAGAAGUUGAAAAGAUUACACUGCAAAAGAAGUCGUCGGGCAGAGGAAGCAGUGCAAGUCGAGCCUCGUCUCGUGCAACAACAAGAGCCACAACAGCUUCUCCCAUGUUGCUCAUUUCGCCUGAAUCCCCGCUAGUUAAGCAAAGAGGAAACAGCUUGCUGACCAAGGAACAAGUGAUAGAUCAAUUGCAGUCGUCUGAAAAGCUAUUGUCACAAGUCAAUCAAACAUGGGAAGAAAAGAUGAGUGCCACUGAAGCCAUUCACAAGGAACGUGAGAAGGCAUUGGAGGAACUAGGCGUCAUUGUAGAGAAAAACAACAUUGGCGUGUAUGCACCCAAAUCCAUUCAUUUAAUCAAUCUCAACGAAGACCCGCUCAUGACAGAAUGUUUGAUGUAUCAGAUCAAGCCAGGCAUCACUCGUGUCGGCAGAUUGGGAAGUGCUGUGCCUGCUGACAUUCGCCUUAGUGGCAGUGAGAUUCUAGACGAGCACUGCUAUUUCGAAAAUAUCUCUGUACCAGCAGCAGCAACAGAAGAUGCGCCUUUGCAGCAACAAGACGACGAAGAGGAAGAAGAAAACAUGGCUAGCAGAGUUGUCACUAUUCAUCCCGGUAAAGAAUCAGUAACACUAGUCAACGGCAUGCGCAUCCUUCAGCCCAAGGUACUGCAUAGUGGUUAUCGCAUCAUAUUCGGCUCUGGAUUGCAUCAUUUGUUCCGCUUCAACAAUCCCGAUGAAGUACGACGAGAGCGGGAACACAUGCAACAAUUUGGCAUGUCGCCUAAAAUCAACACGGGCAUCUUCCCCAUGAUGGAGAGGGGCGAUAGUGCUCUGGGUCACACACUGUCUCCAGCCAGCACCACCACCGCCAUGACAGACCUGACAGCAGCCAGCGCAAGCCAUCAUCAUCCGCCCGCCGACAUUGUAGACUGGAAUUUUGCCCACAGUGAAGCGCUUCGCAAGUUUGGUGGCCCACGAAGUGCGGAUUUAACCAUCAUGACUGACGAGGAUCUCAAACAGUUAUCUGACGGUAUUACCAAAGUGCGCGAAUUUCGAAACAGGAAAAGAAUAUCAUCCGAUAGUCAUAACUUGCUGUUUGAGGAUCCAGAUUCUAUCAUCACAACCACAACUGUUUCACCUCGCACUUCAAUCAGCUCGUCCAGCAACAAGCGGUUUAGUGCCAUUUCAUCAGUGCCUACUAUUUUCACCGAGGAAGAGAGCCAUGCUGACAACCCUGAUCCAGACGACGAACCUCACACUGCCGCCAAAGAGCUUUUGUCCAGUAUCAUGUCCAAGGAAGAAAAGGACCAUCUGAUUCGCAUCGCCACAGAAGAAAUGCAACAGCAGCUGGAACUUCAAAAGCAGGAAUAUGAGGAGAAGCUUAAGCUGGUGGAAUCCUCCAACAUGAAGGCAGAUGAACUCAACCGCGAACGAGAUGAACUAGCCGCCAAAUACGCCCAAGUCAAACAAGAUAUGGAAAAGGUGCUUGAACAACAGAAGCUGGCCUACGAAUCCAAGAUUAAGCGUAUUUCUGCUCACUUGCCCCCUGGAACAGCACUCAGUUCGGACAAUCUACUGGUAGGAUAUACUGCCAAGAAUGCAGCUGAGAGCUUGAUGCGGAUGACGAUUGAAAAGUGGCGUCAAUUGCGCUAUGUAAAGAUGGCUGAAGAUUGUCUUAUUCAUGCAGUGGUGCUCAAGGAAGCCAAUAUCAUGGCCAAGGAACUAGGCAAAAAUGUCGUCUAUCAAUUUAUUGUGGUCCAUGAUGACAUUUCGUCUAAUCCUCUGUCAUUUUGGGAAUCUACCUCUGCGUUACAGCCAUUCCUGCGAGAGCCUGACACACAUUUGAUUAAAGAGGCCAAACCCUGUUUAGCUGUGCAAGUGAUUGAUCAUGUCCACCGUGCUACUUAUAUAUGGUCUAUUGCCAAGGUGAAGCAUCGAUUAAGACGCAUGCGUCGAUUGUACGACUAUACAGACAGACCUCUGUUUACAGGCCAACACUUUAAUAGAGAAGAUCCCUUUUAUGAAACGCCAUGUCCCCGCUUUUCCUUGAUAGGAUUAGCACGUAUACCCUUGAGGAACCUGACGCUGCAGCUGCAUGCUGAUAACUAUGUCGAUAUUUACUGCAGAAAUACCGGCAAAAUCAUGGGUCAAAUCCGCGUGUUAAUCACACCCAUUGCCCGAUCUGUCUCCAGAAAGCACCAGCAUCAAACCAACGGCGGUGAGGGUCCAGCACAGCGACCCAGUCUCUUUUACCACAAAAGAUCCUCCUCCAGCAACGUGCUACAGGAUCAAAAGCAAGUAUUGGGCGAAAAGUACCUACUCCAUAUUGGGCAGCAGCAGGUUUUUGAGAUACGCAUCCAGGAGUUGAAGGGUGUCAGUGAAAGCAACUUUACACAAGUCCACGCCCAGUUCAGACUUUCUUCCUUUGGCAACGUGGAGCGCUACUCUACGGCUGACAAGAUCUACCAAACAGACCCCAUUAGCAACUUUGGAACUGAGACUGUGCAAUUCAAUCAGUGCCAGACACUCUCUGUCAAUAUCACUGAGAACAUGAUGGAUGUCAUUCUGAACCAAGGGCUUACCAUUGAAGUCUACGGCCAAGCGCAAGAGAACUAUCUCUUUGGAUUAGUAGAACAUGUAAGUAAUGCUAGCGGCGUGAAUAGUCGAAACGGGUCGCCCACCACACCAACAUCUGAACAAUCUGAAUUAUUUGCAAAGGCGGUGACAUCAGAACUCGGCAAUAGCGGUAAUGUGCCUGCCAGCAGACGAUUCUCUAUCGACAGACGAUUCUCGGUGGAACAAAGCACCUACGACGGCAUUCUGAUGGAGGAGAAACACGAUGUGCUGGUUUGGAUCCAGAUUUGCGAGCUGAAUGACGAUGGUGAAUAUGCACCUGUCAAAGUGUUGCACACUGAAGUCAACGAUCACCAACAUCACAACCAUCAUGUCAAACACCACCAAGAUGUGUUCUGUCUCCGCCAAGGUUUACAGAGACGCAUUGCUCUUACACUUUCGCAUGAUUCUGGAAAGCAGUUUGAAUGGCUGAGCAUCAAGCAGGCAAAGAUAGGCAACGUGCGCUUGGUCGAUAACAAGGGACGUCAGACAGAUUCACCACCCCAUCCCCCAGUCGAGAUUCACUUGUUCCCGGAUCAACAAGAAACGACGUUUGAGAGAAACGGCAAAUCCCGCAUGACAGCGCAAGGACCAUGGGACAGUUCACUUCACGACUCGCUCUUUUUGAACCGAGUUACAGCUUCUGGCCAGCGCGUGCGAUUGAGGCUCUCGUGGCAGAUUGAGUGCGAUAAAUGCGUGGCACCGCUCAACUUUGAGAUGGACAUUUCAGUGCAGAUUCAAGCAAGAGAUGCCACCAUCAGCACAUCAGCCUCAUCUUCCUCCAUGUUUCGACAGUUUUUACUAGGCGGUGGAGACUCGGAUGCCAAUGGGCGUGUCAGCAAGAUUAUGUACAAGACAAGCGGCCUCUUCAUUGUGCAGCUUAAACCACCCAUGACUCGACAGGUGCGAGAACUAUGGCGCCUGAAUACCGCCAACAAGUAUGUGCGUGGGGAAGAAUUCAUCGGCUCUUGGAAGCCACGUGGUGUAUCUCUUAUUACUGAUUAUCGAGCUGCUCGACAGCGCAUGCUGCAUCAAGAAAGUGUAGCUGCAUUUAGACAUUCCUUGGUGUUAGCAGGACAUCCGCAAACCAAGGCUUUUCAACGCAGCCAAUCUGACCAUGCACUGACACUUCAAUGUCUUACCAACAGCCAUAUGACAGACACAGCAAGCACAUCUGAAAGCAUUAGCAAUGACAAGCAAAAGACAGAACCUGAAGCAUUGACCAGGAAGGUGAUUGAAUUGUGGCAAACUCAAUUUGGAACACGAGAAGAGAUUGUAUUUAGUCAAGAUCCACCAAAAAUUACCUCAUUGACAAGUUCAUCUAGCACGAAUAGUAUCAGCAGUGUCAAAUCUUUGAGCAAAAAGUACUCGAAAAUUAAAUUAACACCUGAUAUUCAGCAAUUGCAUCCAAGUGACACAAUCACCAAGAAAGGCUUUCUGUUACACCCAGAAAACGUGGAUGAUGUAUGGUUGAAGCACUGGUUUGUCCUUCGACGACCAUUUAUAAUUAUCUAUCAAGAUCAAACUGAAGUAGAAGAAAUUGGCGUAUUCAACCUUUCAUCUGCUCGAGUUGAUUACAAAUCUGAUUUGGAAGACAUGCUGCAGAGGAAAUACACAUUUGCCAUUUACACACACAACAAUGCUUAUUUGCUUCAAGCAAAUGAUUUCGAAGACAUGAAAGAAUGGAUAUCGAAAAUCGAUCAAUUUUAUCCUGUAAAGAAACUCGAAAACUUGUCUUAA